Messenger RNA from Trifolium pratense (red clover), 1773 nucleotides. RefSeq names its product F-box protein At1g11270-like. The record is from RefSeq and is a predicted model, not a curated record. Lineage: Eukaryota; Viridiplantae; Streptophyta; Magnoliopsida; Fabales; Fabaceae. Gene Ontology annotation, molecular function: protein binding. The transcript has 2 exons. Bases 111 to 1295 code for a protein of 394 amino acids.
AAAAAAAAAACUUUCAUUGCCACAUGGCAAACAUCUAGAAAAGAACCGAGUAAAUAGAACACUAGGAAAUAGAAUUGAUCAGAACUCCUAAAUGCCACCCUCAGGAGUCAAUGAAACCAAACACCCACCUGACUGACCAAACUUGCAUCCAGGAAAAGGUGAGCAACUACAUGCCUGAUGAAAUUUCUUACUCAAUUCUAUCAAAGUUGCCUCUUAAAUCUUUGAAGCGAUUUGAAUGUGUUCAAAAAUCAUGGUCUAUCUUAUUUGAAAAUCAUCACUUCAUGAACAUGUUCCGUGAUAAUUUAUUAUCUUAUUCUGACCCAGCGUCUCUCAUCCUAAGGGUUUUUAAAAACCGUAAACAACUUUUCUAUUCUUUCUCUGGUGAGAGGUUUGAGAAUAAUAAGGUUAAAUUAGAUUGGUCAAAUCCAUGUGAAAACUAUAUUUUUGGAUCUCGUAGUAUUAAUGGCACAUUUUGUCUCCAUGGAUCUGUGCAUUAUUCCGAAAUUGUAUUGUGGACACCAGCUACCCAAACACGCAAGCUUCUUCCAGACAGUGUGGCUGAGUCGUUUAAAAUGUUUAUCCCAGAUGAGGCUGAUGUUUCUUUUUUAUAUCAUGUUCAAGGAUUUGGUUAUGACCGUCUUAUAAAUGACUAUAAGGUCAUUCGGUAUGUGGGUAUUUACGUAGAUUCAUACCCUGGGGAUGAAGACUGGUUGGAAGACCUUGAUUCUGAUCACUUAUGGGAGAUAUAUAGCCUAAGAAGUAACUCGUGGAGGAAACUUCAUGUUGACAUGCCGUAUACAUUGCAAUGUUAUGGCGACACCCAAAUCUACAUGGAUGGAGUGUGUCAUUGGUUGUGUGAACAUUAUAACUUUGAACCGUGUUUGGUAUCAUUUUACUUGAGCAAUGAGGAGUUCUUCGUAACACCAAUACCCUCAGAUGUAGAUGAUUGUUUUGAUGUUAAAGUAUCGUGGAUAAACUUGGCCGUGUUAAAUGAGUCCAUUGCAUUGAUCUCAUAUCAUACAGAAACGACUACUUUUCACAUAUCAAUUUUGAGUGAAUUUGGUAUGAAGGAAUCAUGGACUAAACUCUUUAUUGCUGGACCAUUGCCUUGCGUUGAGCGUCCUAUCAUAGUUGGGACAAAAGGAGAAAUAUUCUUCAUAAGAAAAGAUGAAGAAUUAGUUUGGCUUGAUUUAAGUACCCAAAUGAUUAGGGAGCUUGGUUACAAACGAGAGCCUUAUACUAUGCUGUGGAUAAUAAUAUACAAGGAUGGCAUUCUUUCAAUUGAAGGACAGUAACCCAAGUAGGGACAUCCUGGCGUUCCGAAUUGAGGGAGCAGAGAUAUGUAAGACAGUGAUUUAUAAUCUUGUUGUGAUACUGUAAAGUUGGUAGAAUGUUAUUUGAAUCUAAGACGCCAUUACUUUAAUUUACAUGUCAUUUAUUUCUGAUUUGUUCUAACUGCUCUAGAUUGUUGUUCACGAAGAUAGUCCAAGCACGAGUGCAUUUUUGGGGUCUUGGCCCAGAUCAGAAGGAAUGUUUCUUGGCUCUUCUGUGUGUAUAGGGUUAUGGAAAAUGUAAAAGGGUGAAUGUAAAGGAAAUAAGAACAUACUGAUUGUGGAAAUAUACGGUGGAUACGCGUUAUAUGGUUUUGUUUCUGGAACAUAUUUGAUACUGAUACUGAGACGAUCAAUCAAAUAUGUUCUUUCAUGAUUGUGAAUUUGUGCUCAAAUCUGUAAAAAACAUAGGAUCUGUUAAAAUGUGCUGUGUUUGAAUCUA